AUGGCAAGUGAUAAAAAAUCCCUGCAUCCAGCCUUUGCUAUGACAAACAUAAAAACCCUAAUCCAUGUUCUCCUUGAUAUCAAACAGGAUGAAUAUUCUUCAUGGGUUUUUCUCUUUAAACUACAUCUUCAAGAUCACGGUCUUCUAUUCCUCAUUGAUGGAUCCGCACCACCAACGGAGAUUGACAAAAAUAUCUUGACUCAACUCGACGCUUUGUGCCGUCAAUGGAUGUUCUCCACCAUGGCCAAGGACUUGAUGCUCACGGUUUUGAAAUCCGGAAAAACCGCUAGAGAACUUUGGGAUCAUCUUCAAAAGCUUUUUCAAGAUAACAAAGGUAAUCGUGCUGCAACCCUUGAAAGUAAAUUUGUCAAUCUAAAUUUUGUUGAUUGUGCUAGCAUUGAUGACUACUGUGACAAGCUUAAGUCAUUGUCGGAUCGAUUGACUUAUCUUGACUUCCCCAUGAAUGACAAACGGUUGGUUAUCCAACUUGUCAAUGGUCUUACGGAGGAAUACAAUACUGUUGCGUCCUUCAUUCAACAGUCUAUGCCAACGUUUGAUGCUGCCCGUUCACAACUGCGCACCGAAGAAAUUAGUCGUACGCAACAAACCUCCAUGGCGUCUUCUACAUCCCUAGCAGCCACCGGUUCCUCCACAGGACAACGUCCUCAGCGCUCCGGCUACAACAAGCGGAAUCAGCACCAUCAACGCCCUCAAACCCAACAGCUUUCAGCAGAACCCCCACUUCUGCCAACCCCGGCCCAGUUCCGUCAGCCCAAUAACCCACGAGCUGCAGUCUACCCAAACCUAGCAUACCCAACACCCUAUAUGCCUUACUGGGCUGCACCUCCAAUCCCAUACCCUACCGUCCCCCACUGGCAACCCACUGCUCCUCUCCGCGGGCCUUCUCCAGCUCGCUCCCGCCAGACCCAACAACGUCCACGAGCUGCUGCCUAUGGACAAGCCCAAGCAUAUGUCAUUCCUUCCACAGAGAUGUUGCAUCCUUCGGACUUUGCGGAAGCUUACAGCUCCAUGAGUCUGCAGUCACCGGACGACACGUUCUAUAUGGAAACUGGUGCAACCUCACAUAUUACUGCGGAUCCAGCUUCUGUCGUGCCCACUUCAAAACCAUCACAGUCUCCUCCCCGUCUCUUACCGCCUGCUCAUAUGAUUCUGGCACAACGUCUUGGCCAUCCUGGACAAGCUAUUUUAGAUAAUUUACGUUCCCACUCUUUAAUUCAAUUGAUUUAUGGACUUGUCCUUCACAUAUUAUACUGGUUUUCGCUAUUAUCUAUAUUGUUGGAUGACUAUACUAAUUAUCUAUGGGAUAUCCCUUGA
Molecule: messenger RNA, 1335 nt
Organism: Papaver somniferum (opium poppy)
Lineage: Eukaryota; Viridiplantae; Streptophyta; Magnoliopsida; Ranunculales; Papaveraceae
Exons: 3
Coding region: 1-1335 (444 amino acids)
Source: RefSeq, a predicted model, not a curated record